This is a messenger RNA of Danaus chrysippus (African queen), 783 nucleotides long. The record is from the annotation of a GenBank genome assembly. NCBI's taxonomy places the organism in Eukaryota, Metazoa, Arthropoda, Insecta, Lepidoptera, Nymphalidae.
UUGUAUUUAUUUAUUUUUUUUACAGGCAAAGAAGUGGUGAAAAGGUGGACUAAUCUCCGAGAUUGCUUCGCAAAAUGGAAAAAAGAUGACAAAUCUGCUAAAAAAAGUGGAUCUGGAGCUAAAAAACGUAAGAAAUAUGUAUUUUCAAACCAACUUCAAUUUUUGAAUAAGAUCUACACCAAAAAAGAAACGGUAGAUAGCUUCAAACCAGAAAUUGUACCAGGAACACUCGAAGAAGAUGAAGAGCCUGAAGGCACCACUGAUGAACCUGAAGUUUCUACCAACGUAAACCUGCCAUCCAAGCCCGUAGGAACAAGGAAACGAAAGAUACUAGAUGAGGUUGAGGUGAAAAUGCUCAAAGGUCUGGAACAUAAAACGCCAUGCAGUAAAAUGUCCUUCCUUCAGAGUUUAAUGCCUCAUUUGACAAACUAUUCCAACAGUGAAUUCCUUCAAUUUCAAGUGGGAGUGUUAAACGUAAUAGAAAACAUAAACAAACUAAAGGAAACUCCUCAUCUUCAAUCAAACAACCCCUCUUCUGCGCCCUCUUAUCAACCACAACCUCAGUACAUGCUUCAGCCAUCUCCCGUUAACCAACCGCAAGCAUUUGUCCAUGUUCAACAACCUCCAUUUCAAUCUCAACAAUAUGAAAAUCCUAGUUUUUCGGGCUACGUUCAAAAUAGCGCACAACAGCUUCACUUUUCUCAAUAUGUACGUGAACAGCAAAAUCAAGCAAGGCCGAAGAAGAAGAAGAACAAGAAGAACACUCUUCAGUUUCCCACGUAA